CUUUACGUCCACGUGAACAGAUUCCCAUGACUCUUCCCAGCUAGCGACCAUUCCUAACUAUAUAAAUGUAAGCCUUCCGCUUAUAGUAAUGUCUAGAUCGAUUUCUCCUUCUAAGUGUGAGAGAAGGAAAUCAGAAGAAAAGAGGGAUUUCAAAGCUUAAUAAUUUUCUGUCUCAAAUAUUAGAGAUCAAAAUGUACAGAGACAUAUUUAUGUAUAUAUAAUAAAGACAUUCCUACCCGGGUUCACUUCCACUUUUCUGGUUUAGAGCUUCAACUAUUCUGAAUUUGUUUACACUCUCUAUAUAUAAAUGUUGGUGCUUUUAUCUCUAUGCUUCAGUAACUCAUUCAUCUUCUUUGGCUGGGAAUAUGUCUCCAGGAUUUUCCCUGAAUUUGAGAGUUGCCAAUGAAGCUUGUUGAUCAAGAAUAAGCAAACAAACUCUUUGGUGAGAUUAUUAUUACAGCCAUGGCAUGUACAUCAUUUAAUGUUCCCACCUCUCCAAGGAAAGGAGGCACCUUCAAAGACCAUAUGAUCAAUGGCCUCAGGAGGUCUGAAUCAAGCAAAGAUCUUCAAAGUAGAGCCAUGUUGAGAAAGUCUUAUUCAGAUAACAAUUUAGUCUGCUGCAUCAGUAACAAGAUUCAUGCUUCACCACCAACUCAACCAAAACUGAAGAACAGUCGUUCAAUGGGAAUUUUCCCAUUUCAGUUUUCGGGUUCAAUUCUCCCAAACUCGCUUCGGUCGUUUCUGUUUGAUCCGGAAACAAGCAAAGAUAUGAGUAUGGUAGAUAAAGAAACAACUAUGACUGCAGAGGAUGAGAGCAUUGAGGAGACAAGUAGUAGUGAUCAUGUCAUUAGUGAAGAAGAACAAGAACAAGAAAUCAAGAGAGCUAAUUGGGUGGAAAGACUAAUGGAGAUUAGAAGUCAUUGGGUUAAAAAUAAUGAGGAAAUUGAUGAAGGUAAUGACAGGGUUUGUGAUGAUUAUGAUAAGGAGGAAAUUGAUCAUCAUGAUUGUGGUUGUGAUGGAGAAGAUGAUAAUGGUUGUUUGGUAAGUUAUAGUUCAGAUGAAGAAGAUGAAGAACAUGGAGAAAAGAUAUUGGAUCAAGAAUCUUUUAAAAGGUUUCUGGUUAGAGUACCAUGGUCUGCUACUAAGCUACUUUCUCAGCUAGCUUUCUUGUGCAACAUAGCUUAUGUAAUACCAGAUAUAAAGGCAAAGGAUUUAAAAAGGUAUUUUGGCCUACAAUUUGUGACAUCUUCUUUAGAAAAGAAGGCUGAGGCCGCAGCAGUAAAAGCUAGGCUAGACCAAGACUCUACUCAGGUACCUGGAUCUUCUUCCUCAGAUGAUAGAAAAGUUAGUGUUUCAGCUAAUGAAGCUGUGGAUUCAGAGCAAAAACGUCCAAUCCGUGCUUCUGUAGCAUAUGAUAUCGCAGCCUCAGCAGCGUCUUAUGUACAAUCCAAAGCCAAAAACAUGUUUUCAGUCGCCUCGGAAUCAAAGCUAGAGGGUUCAUGCGAUAAUGAUAAAGAACAAGCGGUGGCAGAGGAAGUAGAAAGUUUGCCGUCGUCUCGCAUCUAUAAAUCCGAAGUUGCAGCAUAUAUGGCAGCAUCAACUAUGACAGCAGUGGUUGCUGCUGGUGAAAAGGAAAAGCUAGAGGCUGCUAAGGAUCUACAGUCACUUCACUCUUCACCUUGUGAAUGGUUUGUCUGUGAUGAUUCCAGUACUUACACACGUUGCUUUGUAAUUCAGGGCUCUGAUUCCCUAGCAUCUUGGCAGGCAAACCUUUUCUUUGAACCUACAAAGUUUGAGGAAUCGGAUAGUCUUGUUCAUAGAGGGAUUUAUGAAGCUGCAAAGGGAAUUUAUAUGCAAUUCAUGCCUGAAAUAACUGAACACUUGAAUAAGUAUGGGGAGAGGGCAAAGCUGCAGUUCACUGGACAUUCUCUUGGGGGAAGCCUAUGUCUCUUAGUUCACUUGAUGCUUUUAAGCAGGAAGGUUGUCAAGCCCUCUGCUCUCCGACCGGUCGUUACAUUUGGCUCGCCAUCGGUGUUUUGUGGUGGCCAAAAGAUACUUGAUGAAUUGGGGUUGGAUGAAAGCCAAAUCCAUUGUGUCAUGAUGCAUAGAGAUAUUGUCCCAAGAGCUUUCUCAUGCAACUACCCCAAUCAUGUUGCCAAUGUCCUCAAACGUCUAAAUGGCUCCUUUAAGUCUCAUCCUUGUCUAAUUCAAAAUAAACUGUUGUACUCUCCAAUGGGCAAACUCUUUAUUCUCCAACCAGAUGAAAGGUCAUCGCCUCCACACCCUCUACUGCCUCCGGGUUGUGCGCUAUAUUUCUUGGACAAAACCCAACGAGGAUUCUCUUCAAGAGUUUUAAGGGCCUUCCUUAACAACCCUCACCCUUUAGAAACCUUAAGUGAUCCUACAGCUUAUGGUUCUGAAGGCACAAUUCUAAGAGACCACGAUUCGAGUAACUACCUAAAGGCGGUAAAUGGGGUGUUAAGGCAACACACUAAGAUGGUUGUUCGGAAAGUGAGAAAGGAGAGGAAUCUUUUGUGGCCAUUACUCACUUCACCAUCUCCACACUCUUGGAGCCAUGAAAGUAACAAUAUGGAGAAUAGGUUGAAAAAGGAGAUCAUGUCCGGAGUUUGAAUUUGGAGCUUAGUAUUUAUCUGUUAGCUUUGUGUUGUGUACAUCUUUUCCCAUAUGAAAAUAUAUCUAAAUACACUUAUAUAUGUAUCUAUGUUAGAUUUCACUAACACUUGUUAAUACUUCCUAACACAAUAAUAUAUAUUCUACUAGUACUACUUUUUGUGCA
This is a messenger RNA of Cannabis sativa, 2797 nucleotides long. RefSeq names its product phospholipase A1 PLIP1, chloroplastic. The record is from RefSeq and is a predicted model, not a curated record. NCBI's taxonomy places the organism in Eukaryota, Viridiplantae, Streptophyta, Magnoliopsida, Rosales, Cannabaceae. Gene Ontology annotation, biological process: lipid metabolic process. Gene Ontology annotation, molecular function: glycerophospholipid phospholipase A1 activity. Bases 463 to 2631 code for a protein of 722 amino acids. The transcript has 6 exons.